CGCGCCUGCGCGCCCGCCGCGCCUCCUCCCCCGCCCCUCACUGCUGCCGCUGCUGCUUACUGCUGCACUGACCGCCGGCGUCCGCGCCUCAGGGUUACUGAUUUAAUCUUAAGACUCCUCUACUCUCAUCUGUCCUCAUGGAUGAACUUCAGGAUGUUCAACUCACAGAGAUCAAACCACUUCUAAAUGAUAAGAAUGGUACACGAAACUUCCAGGACUUUGACUGUCAGGAACAUGACAUAGAAACAACUCAUGGUAUGGUCCACGUCACUAUAAGAGGUUUGCCAAAGGGAAACAGACCAGUCAUCCUGACAUAUCAUGACAUUGGUCUAAACCAUAAAUCCUGUUUCAACACAUUCUUUAACUUUGAAGAUAUGCAAGAGAUCACCCAGCACUUUGCUGUCUGUCAUGUGGAUGCCCCAGGCCAGCAGGAAGGUGCACCCUCUUUCCCAACAGGGUACCAGUAUCCCACAAUGGAUGAGCUUGCUGAAAUGCUGCUACCUGUUCUUACCCACUUAAGUCUGAAAAGCAUCAUUGGGAUUGGAGUUGGAGCUGGAGCCUACAUCCUCAGCAGGUUUGCACUCAAUCAUCCUGAGUUAGUGGAAGGCCUUGUGCUCAUUAACGUUGACCCGUGUGCUAAAGGCUGGAUUGACUGGGCAGCUUCCAAACUCUCAGGCUUGACAACCAAUGUUGUGGACAUUAUUUUGGCUCAUCACUUUGGGCAGGAAGAGUUGCAGGCCAACCUGGACUUGAUUCAAACAUACAGACUACAUAUUGCCCAAGAUAUCAACCAAGAAAACCUACAGCUCUUCCUGGGUUCCUAUAAUGGACGCAGAGACCUAGAGAUUGAAAGACCCAUACUGGGCCAAAAUGAUAACAGAUUGAAAACAUUAAAGUGCUCUACUUUAUUGGUGGUAGGAGACAAUUCACCUGCUGUUGAGGCUGUGGUUGAAUGCAAUUCUCGUCUCAACCCUAUAAAUACAACUUUGCUAAAGAUGGCAGACUGUGGGGGACUACCCCAAGUAGUUCAGCCCGGGAAGCUCACCGAGGCCUUCAAGUACUUUUUGCAGGGAAUGGGCUACAUCCCGUAUGUGCAACUCAGUCACCUCAGCACUGAGUCAGUACCAUCUGCCAGCAUGACCAGGCUCGCCCGAUCCCGAACACACUCAACCUCGAGUAGCAUUGGCUCUGGAGAAAGUCCCUUCAGCCGGUCUGUCACCAGCAAUCAGUCAGAUGGAACUCAAGAAUCCUGUGAGUCCCCUGAUGCCCUGGACAGACACCAGACCAUGGAGGUGUCCUGCUAAGCAGAUGCUCCUCCCCGGACCAUGCAAGUCUACCCUUCUUCAGACGACACUCCAUAAUAUAACAUUUCAUCCUGUAAACUGGCCUCCUCUAUCUUUAACUCAUGCAUGGCCACUGAACCUCUCCUAGUAGCCUGGAUUUAUCAUUCUCCGCCCACCUACCCUUUUUUUGUAUCUUCCAAGAACCACAUCCAUGCCAUUACUGUAACAUUCCAGCAUCUUUAGCUGAUCCAAUCUCUACAUCUUCUCUUGCCAGCUUUUCCUAUGUUCCCCUAACGAUGUAUCUGAUAAGAUUCUUUGAUUCCCAACUCCAUGUGUGUGCAAGCACGCGUGUCUGUGUUUGUGUGUGCAUAGUUCUGUGAUUUUAGACAUGCUUCCUUGUGGCGCUUCUGCAAAAACAGAAAAAGGGACUUUUUUUUUUUUCUUGUUUUUUUUUUUUUUUUUUUUUUUUUUUUGCAUUCCCAAUGGUUUUUUUUAAGGGAAAUGUUCAGAACAGAUAUCUAAGUGGGGUAAGCCACUAGAUUCUCUUUUGGUUCCAAAUUGGUCAACAAGAUUUGCAGAGUGAUUUCUGAAGAGAGCAGCUCUGAGGAACGUGGAAAAGCAUAAUUACUGUUUGGACCAGUGAUUGAUUGUGACCAAUAGCAGAAGUGCUGCCUGUCACAUAAGAGGUAGGCAGAGUGGACAGCCACCUCCCUUUGUCCAAAUGGAUUCACAAUGCAUCCUGUAAAAAAAGGGAGGGAUCUAUCCUGCUGGAACCCCAUGAACAAUGAGGUUCUGACAAAACAGGGAGUUUAGUCCCAAGGAGUAGCUUAAUUACUGAACUCUCAGUACAGAAAGAUGGAAAACAAAAUACCAGGCCUCCGCUCUGCAGAGCAAAACCGCUGUUGCUGAGCAUCUGUUACCACUUAUCAGACAUCACAUCUACAAGAAGUGCCUCCCAUGAAGAGUGGUUCUCCAUUCCUCAGUCCCAAAAAAGGGAGAGGUAUGGCUUAAACAUGUCAAUGGUGAGGACGUGAAAGGGGGAAGAGCAACAGUCAUUAACACAGUUUCAUGUUGAGUAAUUGUAGCCUUGAUUUCAGCAAACUCCUGGAAACCAAACAAAAUGGAUGUAGAACCCACUUCUGAGAAAGAGUCUUAAUCCUACGAACUCCCUUUUUGUAGAAGGGAGGCACCCAGUCUGUAAGGGAAGCCACAUCCAGGUAAAAUUGUAGCCUCCAGUCUGCUGUCAGCAAGGGUGUCACCAAUAGGAGAAGGGUGAGGUAAUUGUGGAGAUCCAUGCCAUAAGCAGGAGCCCAGCUCUCAGAAGCAUGAGAUGCAAGCUCAGGGUUACACAGUUCCGAAUCUUGAAGAAGAGACUUUUCAGACACAUUGUUUGCUUUCUGCUAAGAUAAGGAAUGCAUCACUCUGCCAGAGUACAACUUUUUACAAAUUAUUAAUAAAGCUGUAUAUGUGUCAUUGUUACCUGA
This is a messenger RNA of Sciurus carolinensis (gray squirrel), 2767 nucleotides long. It is a transcript of the gene Ndrg3, whose product is annotated as NDRG family member 3. The transcript has 17 exons. The record is from RefSeq and is a predicted model, not a curated record. Gene Ontology annotation, cellular component: cytoplasm. NCBI's taxonomy places the organism in Eukaryota, Metazoa, Chordata, Mammalia, Rodentia, Sciuridae. Gene Ontology annotation, biological process: signal transduction. Bases 138 to 1304 code for a protein of 388 amino acids.